AUGAAUCUAGUAACAUCUGGAAUAAUUUUAUAUUCAUUCUAUAUAUGUGUAUGUAUGGAUCCUGAUGGAGCUGAUGGUGGAAAUAACCCACCGGGCGAUAAUCCUCCUCCUUCAAGACCUGCUAAAUGUACUCUGUUACCAACAGAUGAUGAAGCACAAGGUGCUCUUGGUCCUCCUGUAUGUACACCAGGUGAUUGUGGUCCACAUCCUCAUGCUGCAGACGGAACACUAUUAACUCCAGUAGAUGCAAAAAAUGUGUCAAAUAAUAGACAUACCUUUUUUUGUAAAUAUACAGGACCAGAUAAAAAAUCUCAUCAUGAGUUAAAGCCUGGCCAUGGUUGUGGAUUUAAUUCCGUAAGUUAUGGAGGUGAACAAGUAUGGGAAAUGGAAAGAGAAAAUUAUGGAACAGGGGUUGAUGUUCAUCCCAUAGGGGAUUCACACAAAACUCUGGUAGUAACAAUGAAAGAUGGCUCAAAGAAGAUAUAUCAAAAGAGAGGAAAAGGUAAACCAUGGGAAGAGAAGAAUUAG
Theileria annulata is the source of this 528-nucleotide messenger RNA. RefSeq lists its product as uncharacterized. The transcript has a single exon. Lineage: Eukaryota; Apicomplexa; Aconoidasida; Piroplasmida; Theileriidae. The coding region runs from base 1 to 528 and encodes 175 amino acids. The record is from RefSeq and is a predicted model, not a curated record.